AUGAAUAACCCAACUGGUUAUGUUACACUCGAUUAUCGUGAUGCUCUUAACCUGACUGUAUCAUUUCUGCUUUUUGUGAUUGGCAUUUUUGGAAUUGUUUGUAAUAGCUCAAUUGUGUAUAUAUUCUUCAAUGAAAAAUCCGAACGAACUUCUUUCAAUCUAAUUUGUGUAUACAGAAGCCUUUCAAACAUCUACAUUCUUGCCACAACAUUCAUUGGACUUUUCUUGCCAAAAACUAUUAUAGGAUGUUCUCCAUAUCAUCCUUUCAUUGAAAGCACAUUAAUUCAAGUUUCAAACAGCUUGUACCUUGGUAACGAAUAUCAAAUUAUUCUGGUUGCGAUCAAUCGAUUUGUUGCAAUGUUUUUACCCACUUACUAUAAUAAAAUAUGCGGAAUCAAAACUACUUUGGUUAUUCUAACAGCCAUCUAUGCAUUUCGAAUUAUCAUUUUAAUCAUGGAGUCGGUAGAUAAAUUUGCAAUCCCAUGCAACUCGUUUUUCGACUUAGAAACUCUUGCAUGGUCGUACGACAAAAAGGAAAAAUGUCAAUUCGUUGAUAAUAUUUUAACAGUUAUAUCAAUUACUUUUCUCAUAAUGACUGCCAUAAACGGUGCAACCUUAAUCAAAAUAAUAUCAUUCUAUAAAUCGAAUCAAAGUAAAAGUCGUGAAACUAAAAAGCGUAUCCGACGUAAUGUCUUUUUGUUUCUACAAACUGGACUUCAAGAUUCCUUGUAUCUGAUUGAUCUCUUUUUUAUGAUUAAACUAAGUGGGCUCAGUACUUCUCGUGUAUGGACCUACAUUAGUGGAACAUUUGUUUGGCAAUGCCUUCAUUCAAUAGACGGAUUCAUAAUGAUCAUGUUCAAUGAAAGACUAUCGUUCCUCCGUAGAAAGUUGUUCCAGACUCCGUCAUCCACACAACAUCCCAACCAGAAAUUCACAGUUUCUGCAGUUCAGUCGAUGCGGUGA
Molecule: messenger RNA, 963 nt
Organism: Caenorhabditis elegans
Lineage: Eukaryota; Metazoa; Nematoda; Chromadorea; Rhabditida; Rhabditidae
Gene: srx-86
Product: G-protein coupled receptors family 1 profile domain-containing protein
Exons: 7
Coding region: 1-963 (320 amino acids)
Biological process (GO): signal transduction; G protein-coupled receptor signaling pathway
Cellular component (GO): membrane
Molecular function (GO): G protein-coupled receptor activity
Source: RefSeq, marked reviewed